AUGAAGUUCACUACCACCCUCUUCGCCAUUGCCUCUAUCAUCAGCGUUGCCUCUGCGGUACCAGCCAUGACCGAAGAGCAGAUCUCCAAGGUCCCCCGUGACGAGCUUCUCCCUCGCCAGGCCUGCCGAGGAACCAACUGCACCGGCUGCUCGAACGGCCGCAAUUGUUUCCCAACGGGAGUUCAAGUUGAACUUGUGACUUCUUUGCUCAUCAAAAGGCUUUGUGGGCACACUGGUGAGGGAGAACAGUAUUUAGUCGUGGUCAACAAGGGUCCUGUUGCUAUUUUACGAAGAUGGAAACUCGUCUCUGUCAAAAUCAACAUAAUUAGCCAUACAUCCUAUUUCAAUAAACUUGAUGACCAUCCGCUGUGA
This is a messenger RNA of Fusarium poae, 372 nucleotides long. RefSeq lists its product as uncharacterized. The record is from RefSeq and is a predicted model, not a curated record. The transcript is spliced from 3 exons. NCBI's taxonomy places the organism in Eukaryota, Fungi, Ascomycota, Sordariomycetes, Hypocreales, Nectriaceae. The coding region runs from base 1 to 372 and encodes 123 amino acids.